Molecule: messenger RNA, 1561 nt
Organism: Nycticebus coucang (slow loris)
Lineage: Eukaryota; Metazoa; Chordata; Mammalia; Primates; Lorisidae
Product: GRB2-related adapter protein 2
Exons: 8
Coding region: 324-1307 (327 amino acids)
Molecular function (GO): protein binding
Source: RefSeq, a predicted model, not a curated record
ACAUAAUCUAAGGCUCACGCCCAAGUCUCUGAACCCCUCUGUGUGUGCUAGUUCCUGUGUGGUUUGCCUACAGACUGCUGGGCUGCCAGGGGCAGUCUGGAGGAAGGAGUGAGGUGGGGAGGAGGAGGCACUGCUAAUGGAUCUGUAAGCACCCUCUCUCAGUGUGGUGCUUGGAAGACUGUGCAAGGUGGAUCUAUACUCUGAAAUGCAGUACGUUUGAUAGUUUGACUCAUCUUCCUUCUUGCAAGAGAGAAGUCUAGUAACUCCGUGCCAAAGCCAAGACAAACUCAACCUCUUUGCUUCCAAAAGCUUCGGGUUACACCAUGGAAGCUGUCGCCAAGUUUGAUUUCACCGCCUCAGGUGAGGACGAACUGAGCUUUCACACUGGAGAUGUCCUGAAGAUUUUAAGUAACCAAGAGGAAUGGUUCAAGGCGGAGCUUGGGAGCCAAGAAGGAUAUGUGCCUAAGAAUUUCAUAGACAUCCAGUUUCCUGAAUGGUUUCACGAAGGCCUCUCACGACACCAGGCAGAGAACUUACUCAUGGGCAAGGAGGUUGGUUUCUUCAUCAUCCGGGCCAGCCAGAGCUCCCCAGGGGACUUCUCCAUCUCUGUCAGGCAUGAGGAUGAUGUUCAGCACUUCAAGGUCAUGCGAGACAACAAGGGUAAUUAUUUCCUGUGGACUGAGAAGUUCCCAUCCCUAAAUAAGCUGGUGGACUACUAUAGGACGACUUCCAUCUCCAAACAGAAGCAGAUCUUCCUAAGGGACAGAACCAGAGAAGAUCAGGGUCACCGAGGCAACAGCCUGGACAGAAGGUCCCAGGGAAGCCCGCACCUCAGUGGAGCUGUGGGAGAAGAAAUCCGGCCUUCCAUGAACCGCAAGCUAUCGGAUCACCCGCCAGGCGUCCCCUCGCAGCACCAGCACCAUCACCAGCAGGCACCCCUGCAGUACGGCCCCGCACUGCAGCCCCCUCAGCAGCGCUACCUGCAGCAUCACCACUUUCACCAGGAGCGCCGAGGAGGCAGCCUUGACAUAAACGACGGGCACUGUGGCACCAGCCUGGGCAGUGAAAUGAAUGCGGCCCUCAUGCACCGGAGGCACACAGACCCGGUGCAGCUGCAAGUGGCUGGGCGAGUGCGGUGGGCUCGGGCCCUGUACGACUUUGAGGCCUUGGCGGACGAUGAGCUGGGAUUCCACAGCGGAGAGGUGGUUGAGGUUCUGGAUAGCUCCAACCCAUCCUGGUGGACCGGCCGACUACACAACAAGCUGGGCCUCUUCCCUGCCAACUACGUGGCACCCAUGACGAGAUGAACCCUUCGGGGGGCCAGAGGCAUUUUGUCUGAAGCUUCCCACAAGAGGGGACAAGGAAAAAAGGCUGGACUGCUUGACUACAUACACACACAUACACGACAUUUUGUAAUAGUAAUUUAUUGGCAACUGGGAUGGUUAAUUAGUUGAUAUGAAAAGGAGCUUGGGUAGAGAAUGAUAUUCAUACUUACUUUUCUAUUCCCCUCAGGGUUUGCAGAAGGCAGUAGGGGCGGGGAGGGGGGUGCAGGGAAAUCAAA